UUAUUUUAAAUUCAUAACACCAUUAUCGUCAUUGACUCAAUCAUCUUGAUAUCAUCACCUUUACGCGUUACCUUCAUAAAACAGGAUCCGAAUCCGUUUCCGUGAAUUGUUUCAGUUCUUGCUUGUUUGUUUGUGAAAGUAUGGGGAGUGAACAGGUGACGAAGAAUAAGGAGGUGUUCAAUGCAGCGGCGGCGAGUGCGGUGGUUAAUGAGCUGAGAGGAAGUUUCUCUGCGGGAAAGACUCGGAGCUACGAGUGGAGAGUGGCUCAGUUAAAGAGUAUGUUCAAGAUGCUUGACGAACACGAGCCGGAGAUUGUCGCCGCUCUUCGUGAUGAUAUCUCCAAGCCUGAACUUGAAGCCUCCCUUUACGAGGUAGGUAUGUUGAAGGGCUCAAUCCGAUUGGCACUGAAGGAACUGAAACGCUGGAUGGCACCAGAGAAGGCUAAAACUGAAAUUACCACUUUUCCUUCAUCUGCUGAAAUAGUGUCAGAACCACUGGGAGUUGUAUUGAUUAUCUCGGCAUGGAACUACCCUUUCUUGUUGUCUCUUGAUCCAGUUGUCGGAGCAAUUGCAGCUGGUAAUGCCCUGAUUCUAAAGCCAUCUGAAAUUGCUCCAGCUUCAUCUUCAUUGCUUGCAAAAUUAGUGGGAGAGUAUAUGGAUUCCUCUUCCAUCAGGGUUGUUGAGGGGGCUGUUGCUGAAACAUCUGCCCUGCUGGAGCAAAAAUGGGAUAAGAUAUUUUAUACAGGCAAUGGAAGAGUUGCACGAAUUGUGAUGGCUGCUGCUGCAAAGCACCUUACACCAGUUGUCUUGGAGCUUGGAGGAAAAUCUCCAGUUGUUGUUGAUUCAGGCAUCAAUUUACAAGUUGCAACUAGGCGGAUUAUCAUGGGCAAGUGGGGUUGUAAUAAUGGACAAGCAUGCAUUUCUCCUGAUUAUAUUGUAACCACAAAAGAUUAUGCCCCAAAAUUGGUGGAUAGUCUGAGAUGCGAAUUGGAGAAUUUUUUUGGGAAAAAACCAAUGGAAUCAAAAGACUUGUCUCGCAUUGUGAACUCCAACCACUUUGCUCGCCUGUCAAAUAUGUUGGAUGAUGAUAAGGUUGCUGGAAAGAUAGUCCAUGGAGGAGAAAGGGACAAAUCUAACCUAAGGAUUGCUCCAACUAUCCUGCUAGAUGUUCCUCGAGACUCUCUGAUCAUGAGUGAGGAGAUAUUUGGUCCCUUGCUCCCCAUACUCACGGUUGACAAAAUAGAGGAUAGCUUUGAUAUUAUUAACUCGGGAACAAAGCCACUUGCAGCAUAUGUAUUUACCAACAACAAGAAGCUCAGGGAGCAAUUCGUGACAAUGGUCUCAGCAGGGGGUGUGGUUGUCAAUGACACUACUUUACAUCUUGCAGUAUCCAGUCUGCCAUUUGGGGGAGUCCAGGAGAGUGGGAUGGGAUCGUACCAUGGGAAAUUUUCUUUUGAUGCUUUUAGCCAUAAGAAGGCAGUUCUGUACAGAAGUUUUGCUGGUGACGCGGCUUUGAGAUAUCCACCAUAUACACAGGGGAAGCUAAGAUUGAUGAAGGCUCUUAUGUCUGGUAGUAUAAUCGGCAUAAUUCGUGCCCUUCUCGGAUUCCCUAAGGCUUAAAAAGAUCUCUGAAUGUGUGUAAAGUUCUCUUUCUCUGUAAUUCUCUGCGUAUUUUGAUGUACUCAAUCGGUUCAGAUUACAUUUUUACUUGUAUGUUUUAAUUUCACCGAGACUGAUUUGUUUUGAAUAUGUGAGUGCAAUUGAAGUGUGUUCAUGCAAUUUGUUUAUUUA
Messenger RNA from Pistacia vera, 1790 nucleotides. Its product is annotated as aldehyde dehydrogenase family 3 member H1. The coding region runs from base 141 to 1619 and encodes 492 amino acids. Gene Ontology annotation, molecular function: aldehyde dehydrogenase (NAD+) activity. Gene Ontology annotation, cellular component: cytoplasm. Gene Ontology annotation, biological process: aldehyde metabolic process. The transcript has 10 exons. Lineage: Eukaryota; Viridiplantae; Streptophyta; Magnoliopsida; Sapindales; Anacardiaceae. The record is from RefSeq and is a predicted model, not a curated record.